ACAUGUUUCUCUUUAUUUGUUUACGUUCUUUUUUAUUUAUGUAAUAAAAUCAUCAAAAUGCCACUUGACUACUCAAAACCAAGUAUAAUAAAGUUUUUGAAAGAAAAUUACGAGCAAGAAAAAGAUCAGCGCGUAGGAUGGUUCCUAGCCAAUAAAGAGACACUCAUCAAACACGCAACUCUGACUGAAAAACAUAAAGGAUACCGAGUAGAUGAUAUCCGAAGAGCACCGAUAGAAAUUUGCAUGCCAGUGGUGACUGUGGAUCACAAAACAAGUGCUGUUAAUCGCCGGAAAAAGGUUCCAAUAGAUGGGCCAGUUUUGGGCGUGGACAAAAGCAAGUCAAUUACAACAAAUCAACUGGUACCAUCCCGUAACCCCGUAAUGCUACCGGUGGAACCCACAGUCAGUAAAAUUCUCUACGAAGAAUUACCUGUAGGCGGCCGUUCACAGUAUCUCAAUGCAAGAAAGCGAAAAAUCCCCGAUGAGAAAUACUACUUUUGUGAAACAAGCACAAACGUUAUUAGUUGGCAAUGGAAAGACAGUGCAUUCCACCGCCAACCACCAAAAUAUGGAAGACGUGCAGUUAUGAUGCGCGAAUGCUCACGCUCAGGGCCGCAACCAGACCCAAAGCACUACAAACAACCUGACCGAGAGGACCUGUGUUUAAAGUGAAUAUUUCUCUAAUUAAAAAGUCUAU
Ostrinia furnacalis (Asian corn borer) is the source of this 697-nucleotide messenger RNA. RefSeq lists its product as uncharacterized. The record is from RefSeq and is a predicted model, not a curated record. Lineage: Eukaryota; Metazoa; Arthropoda; Insecta; Lepidoptera; Crambidae. The transcript has a single exon. The coding region runs from base 58 to 672 and encodes 204 amino acids.